AUGGAUUGUGAUUUGGAUUUUAAUAAAAAAUUAAUGGCUAUUAAAGUCGAGCAUGAUGAUGUCUGCUAUUCAGAAGACGCUAAUGAUGUGAAACCGAGAUUAAAAUUUAAUAAUUAUGCUAAGUGUGGAAAUAAGUGCUUUGAUGUCGUUGACAAGUGGGUUAAUAAGGCUAUUGUCAAAGUUCCAACAGGUGAUAAUUGGCACAAUAUCAUUCAAAGGGAAAUUGCGCUGUUGAAAGUGAGAUACCCUUUCUUGACGGAGAAACAACUCAAAGGAAAAGCUCUGUCAUCUUCUCCAUCAAAAAUAGAAGAUUACCUUAAUUCAACAACUUGCGACAAAAAACUUUCCGAAAUGACAACAGUACCUUCGACUCCCAAGAAAGUUUACCGACUAUACGGCUUGCGCAACCCUUAUUACUCCGACACCAAGGAGAAUUCUUGUCCAUCAACUCCCAAGAAGCGUAAGAUUUUCGACCCUGAAACUUACACAUGGACAGAAAUCAACGACAAUGAGCAAACGCCUAUUAAAAAGCGUAAAUUAAACCGAGGAAAAUCAAGUAGCAAAAAAAUUAAGUAUCCUUUUUCUGGAAUAGGAGAAAGCGAUGAUGACAUUCCUCCUGAAUCUCCUCUGAGGUCACAAUCUUCAAUAAGAAGAGAAUUGGUAGAGAAGCUUAACAAGUAUCCUUUUGCUAAAUUAGGUGAAUGUAAUGAAGACAAUGCUUCUCCUGCUAAAUCUUCUCCAAAAUCGGGAAGUGGGUGGUCAGAAUCUUCAAUAAGAAGAGAAUUGGUAGAAAAAUUGAAUAAAUAUCGUUUUGCUAAAUUAGGUGAAUGUGAUGAAAAGCAUGAGAGUGAAUUUGAAGAAAUUUUCGAAGAAAAAUCAAGUCAAAAAAUUAUUCCAAGUUUAGAAGCUCCAAAAAAUGAUGAUAAUAUUUUUUCUCCAGCUUUGACGGAAUAUAUUCCGACUCAAGGAUCUUCUCAAAGCCAAGGAAACUUAACGUAUGAUUUAAUCACUCCUUCGCCUAAUAUAGAAGAAUAUUUACCGACUCCAAUUAAUUCUCAAAGUCAAAUAAAUUCAAUAAUUGAUAUUAAUAUAGAAAUUUCUCCACUAUCCCAGUCAAUAGCUUCGCAAGAUUAUUUUUAUCCAGCUGGUCAAAAAUAUCGCGAGCCUGUUUCACUGUCUGAGUUUAAUUCAGUACGUAGAUCUUUUGAGAAGCUUAGCUUCAAUGAAAGCGACUCGGAGAUUCCUUCUGGAGGAUUUAGUCAAUUUUCUAGCAUUGAUUCAAAGGAUUCUUUUCCUACUCCAAAUUUGAACCGAUUUUUCACUAGUCUUGAUCAUGAUUACGCUAAGAGUAAUGAUACUCAGAUACUUACUCCUUUUGUAGACUCACCAAUAAAUUCUCAGGCUGGUCCUGAAGAGCAGUCGGGUUUUAUUAAAAAUGAUCCUUUGGAUUUAAGCGAUAAAUUUGAGGUAGAAAUUUUUACUCCUCCGUCGCAAAGUUCGCAAUUUAGUUUGCUGCCAACGCCAAUUUUUCCAAAAGUUUCUGGAGAAAAUGAAUUUAGCGACAGUUCUGAGUCAUCUCCGGUAAAAUUACUUUCUAAUUGCUGCGACGAGCUUAGUGAAGGCUGGAAGAAAGUUCCUCCGAGUUUUAUUGUUCCUGCAAGCACUGAUAUUAGCGAAAAAUUGAAGAGUGUGUCUAUGAAGGAGAUUAAAGAACAGGUUCGGGGAGUUAUUAACUUCCUUGACGGUGCUUAA
This is a messenger RNA of Cotesia congregata, 1752 nucleotides long. NCBI's taxonomy places the organism in Eukaryota, Metazoa, Arthropoda, Insecta, Hymenoptera, Braconidae. The record is from the annotation of a GenBank genome assembly.